AUGCUACUAUUUCUCUCAGGAUAUGUACUGCAACAACAAUCUGUCAAGAACAUUCAAUAUGCCCUACGACCUCAAGAUGAUACCUCAAUGGGGAAACAUGGGGCCCCGGGCUCCGCAUUCCAAAAGCCCGCUCAAAAGCGAGGGGUAUCAGAUCAGCACUCAAGCUCACCUGGAAACUAUGCCUAUCUCCAGCUCCUGUCUGAGCCAGACCCCUCGGAUAUCUGCUCAGCCAUUCUCUUCUUUAAACAACUAUCAACAAACGGAACAGCCGUCCAGGAUCGUCUGUUUAUGUACCCACAACAAUGGGACCGAAUGUCCCCCAAAAAACUUGGGAAAUCCGCCUCUGCAGCUCUAUCCAUACUGCGUGCAGCCAGUACAAAGUACGAUAUCUGGCUACUCCCCAUCGACAUGUCUGCUGCCACAACUGCGGGGUACUUAACGACAAACAGCAAACUGCUCCGGCUAGGCCAGAUCCAGUUCAUGCAGUAUGACAGUGUACUGUAUGUCCAAACACCAGGUCUGUUGCUAGAUACAGGCAAGCUGGAUGACAUGUUCCUGGCUCGGCCACUACCUCUCCGCCAUGACAAGAACCGACAAGAAUCGUUCAACAACGAAGCUUGGAUCCCUAUGCCGCUCCGUGCCAACCGCGAUGAGCCUCUGCCUUCUACAUAUCUAAUAACAGUCAAUAAUAUUGAGGGCGGCAAUGUUGAGGCAAGAACCCAUAUUCCCAAUGUCGCACUGCCUGGAUUUGGUGAUCUCGUGGCUGAGCCGAAGCGCGCUGCAAGACUAGCUGAGAUUGGGGAUGAGCCUGGUUAUGUUUAUUUUGACAGUGACCGAGACGGACGCGUCAAGUGGUCUGGCAAUCCUUAUUUUGGAGCUUGGCGAUCCCAGCAAGCUGAAGUCUGCGAGGGUAUAAAUUUUGAUGAAAUAAUUCAUGACGAGCAAUGA
Penicillium canescens is the source of this 948-nucleotide messenger RNA. RefSeq lists its product as uncharacterized. NCBI's taxonomy places the organism in Eukaryota, Fungi, Ascomycota, Eurotiomycetes, Eurotiales, Aspergillaceae. The record is from RefSeq and is a predicted model, not a curated record. The transcript has a single exon. The coding region runs from base 1 to 948 and encodes 315 amino acids.